Messenger RNA from Nerophis lumbriciformis (worm pipefish), 759 nucleotides. NCBI's taxonomy places the organism in Eukaryota, Metazoa, Chordata, Actinopteri, Syngnathiformes, Syngnathidae. The record is from RefSeq and is a predicted model, not a curated record.
AUGAUGACCAUGACUACGAUGGCUGACGGUCUGGAGGCGCAGGACUCGUCCAAGUCCGCUUUCAUGGAGUUCGGCCAGCAGCAAGGGCAGCAAGGCCAAUCCCAUUCGGCGCAGAGCUCGCCGUCCAUGGCUGGCGCGCACUACCCGCUGCACUGCCUGCACUCGGGCUCGCACCACCACCAGCACGACAACACCGCCGCCUACCCGGCCGGCAACACCUACAACCGCUCCCUAGCCUACCCUUACGUGAGCCACCCGCACCACAGUCCCUACCUGUCCACCUACCACAACAACACGGGAGCGCAGACGCGGUUAGACGGCGCAGAGCAGCAGAAAACGACGGUGAUCGAAAACGGGGAGAUUCGAUUUAACGGGAAAGGGAAGAAAAUCCGCAAACCAAGGACGAUUUAUUCCAGUUUGCAGCUACAGGCGCUUAAUCACCGAUUCCAGCAAACCCAGUACCUCGCUUUACCUGAGCGGGCCGAAUUGGCCGCAUCGUUAGGCCUGACCCAAACCCAGGUAAAGAUCUGGUUCCAGAACAAGCGCUCCAAAUUCAAGAAGCUCCUCAAGCAAGGUGGCAACCCGCACGAGAGCGACCCAAUGCCGGCAUCCAUGAGCCUCUCCCCCCGGUCUCCGUCCAUCCCCCCAAUAUGGGACGUGUCGGCCUCAUCCAAAGGAGUAAACAUGGCAGCCAACAGCUACAUGCCCGGCUACUCUCACUGGUAUUCAUCCCCGCACCAGGACUCCAUGCAGAGAUAG